Messenger RNA from Arachis duranensis, 948 nucleotides. RefSeq lists its product as uncharacterized. NCBI's taxonomy places the organism in Eukaryota, Viridiplantae, Streptophyta, Magnoliopsida, Fabales, Fabaceae. The transcript is spliced from 5 exons. The coding region runs from base 1 to 948 and encodes 315 amino acids. The record is from RefSeq and is a predicted model, not a curated record.
AUGGACUCCGAACGUCGCACCACCCCGGAUUCCGACCUCUCCGACGAUUAUCGUCACCGGCACCGCCGCCGAAGCCCCAGCUAUGACUCAUACGACCGCAGUAGAGACCGGAGCCGUGAUCGCCACCGACCCGAGUCAUCCGAAUGUAGAAGUUCUAAGCGCGUCACCCCCAACGAAGCACAUCCUAACGGCAAUGCACUUCCAAAGAAUUUCGGCCGCCAGAACGGUGGCUUGUUUCACAACCGCGAUCGUCGCAAUGGUGACUGGCGACGGCGCUUCGAUUCGGAGUCCGACGAGGAACUGAAGGGAUUGCCGUUCGAAGGGUAUCGGAGGCUAAAGAGAAAGAGUUCUGGUUCCAAGCGCAGUAGACGAAAGUCGAAUAGCGAUAACGAAUCUGAUGAGAGUGAAGAGAGUGAAAGCAAUUAUUCUUCCGAUGGUAGCAGCUGGAGAAAGAAGAAGCAUUCUUUGCUGUCGAAUGUAAGCAGAAGAGAAAGAAGCAAAAAAUCUGAAUUAGAAAGCGAGGGUUCCGAUUCAGAAGAGGAAAAGCAUUCUGCUGAUGCAAAGAACAAAGCAACAGUGGAAAAACACCAUCGGCGUCAACCUCUCGAGGAGACCAACCGCAUUCUCGCUGAGAUCCGCUCCGACUCCGACCUCGACGACAACGACACCCCUUUCAGUCCCAACGCCACCGCCGCCUUCUCCUUAGGCUCCAAUUUCUCCGAUUGGGAUCAACAACGCCAACAAUGGCUCCAACAAAACUCUGAAUACUCUAAUUUUAUUUGUGGAGGAAAGAGCCGUUGCAGUGUGGAAGAAGAAGAUGAGGUGGAGAAGGUGAGGAUGAAGGAAGAGUGGUUGGAAUGCAUGAGAGUGAGGAGGGUGUCCUUGAUAGGGUCAGAGGUGGUGGGGAGGGAGAAGAGGAUGGCUUUGUCGGAGGAGGAGAGGGGUUGA